AAUAGUCUUGCUUCUGACACGUUUCGCAUACAACUCCUUGUAAAGACUACGAGUGUUUGUCCUAAACCAGCGGAGGGUCCUAAGAUGACAUAUCUAUUUUUAGACCUGGCGCGCAGCGCCAUUUACUGUGGGACAGUCUGUCAGAAGAGAGGAUCAAAUUUGACCCUUUGUUAUUGACAGUCAGUAGAGCAUUCAACGCACCCGCAGUUUGACAUCCAGAUCGCAGAUUUCUUAGCGGUAACAUAGUGUACUACGAAAACGUCUUGUGUAACAUGGCCCGUUAUGAAAAAGAGGGUGAAAAGCCGGGAGCAAUGGAAAAGAAUCGAAAGAUUCUCAUUAUUGCCUUCGCAGUUGUUGCGAUCCUAUUUGCGUUUGCCAUCGGAAUGUUGAUAGGAGUUUUUGGAGUCAACAAGUCAGAUAAGAAGGAUGCUAAUCAGAAAGGCACAAUUAAACCUGGAGAUGAAAAAUCUCAGCGAAGAGCACAGCUUGAAAAGCAACAGGAAGAAAUGAUGAAUUUUCACAAGAAAUUUCAAUCCACAGUGGACCCAGAACAACUUAAAGAACACCUCAAGUGGCGUGGUAUCCAUUUGCAAUCAGUUUAUUUGCUGUAAGACCGGUUCGAAAGAGGCGAUUGUUAUUGCCAUCAACUCCGAGAGGAUCGUACCGUGGCCCGCCAUAAGGGACAUCGUAAAAGACGAUCGUACUUAGUAAAACGGCUUAACGAGCGCCACUAAGAAGUCUCUAACUGUUAGCAUUUUUGUCAUAGUUGUUUUCUUUUUAAAUCCUGAUGAUUAGCUCGUAGGUAUGGAGGAAAUUAAGAUUUUAUCUUUCAGCUACGAAAAAUCUAAAAUGAGUACAGUAAAAUAGAUAGGUAAGAGAAACCUGUAGGCUUUGGGAGUGUCUCAAGUAUGUUUCGAAUUACCAUGAAUUUCAGACGGGCGAAAAUGAUAAGAAUUAAGAUAUGGUUUUAAUUAAGCUAUCAAAGUUCUUGUUGGCUCAAAUGUUUAACGUUGUAUUGAACCAAUGUUUAUAUUUUGAAAAUUUUUUGACGGUUUCCAUAACGACCGGCGGCAGAAAUAGAAAGUCUAUAUCAAGUACGUCUGAUUAAAGAGUUUGUCGUGUA
Molecule: messenger RNA, 1123 nt
Organism: Stylophora pistillata
Lineage: Eukaryota; Metazoa; Cnidaria; Anthozoa; Scleractinia; Pocilloporidae
Product: putative N-acetylated-alpha-linked acidic dipeptidase
Molecular function (GO): carboxypeptidase activity
Source: RefSeq, a predicted model, not a curated record